Beauveria bassiana ARSEF 2860 is the source of this 438-nucleotide messenger RNA. RefSeq lists its product as uncharacterized. Lineage: Eukaryota; Fungi; Ascomycota; Sordariomycetes; Hypocreales; Cordycipitaceae. The transcript has a single exon. The coding region runs from base 1 to 438 and encodes 145 amino acids. The record is from RefSeq and is a predicted model, not a curated record.
AUGGACACUCUGUCUAAGCAGCCCGAUGGCGUUAUCGACAACCCUGAAGUUGGUGGUACCGGUGGUACGCCUUUUUCUCUCCUGAAACAAGGACACACAGUCAAAAGACUUCGUACCUGGACUGGCAGCAAGAACGGACCCACGGUCAUCAGAGGGAUCCAGGUUGUAUGGUCUGACGGCUCGGAAAGUCAGAAAUUUGGUGAAGGUGUUGAAGGUCGCCAAGAAUUCACACUGGGCCCCAACAGUGUUGUUACAAUGACCUUGAACUCUGGCGAUCGUAUCGACAACAUUCGCAUCACUACAAAGACGGAUGUGUUUGUCGCAGGAGGAAACGGCGGUAAACCAACCGAGCAGAAUGUUGGUAAUGGGACCUUGCUUGGAUUCACUGGGCGCGCAGCUUGGGAUAUCGAUAGUCUGGGCUCAGUGUUUCGCGCAUAA